Lactuca saligna is the source of this 2097-nucleotide messenger RNA. The record is from the annotation of a GenBank genome assembly. NCBI's taxonomy places the organism in Eukaryota, Viridiplantae, Streptophyta, Magnoliopsida, Asterales, Asteraceae.
AUGGGAUAUGAUAUGGCACCAAGUAAGAUGACAAAUGAUGAUGUAUUAGGAGAUCCCGUGCCAUUUAAUCAGAUAGAGUCAAUGAGGCAGUUUUGCAAUCAAGUUCUAAAGUUGAAUAUAUGGGCAUAUGUUUAUUUAGAUGAGGCACACAAUAUAGGAGCAGUAAGCAAAACAGGAAAAGGUGUGUGUGAGCUUUUAGGUGUAGACACUGCUGAUGUGGACAUCAUGAUGGGAACUUUCACAAAAUCAUUUGGAUCAUGUGGUGGUUAUAUAGCUGGAUCAAAGGAACUUUUUAAAUAUUUGAAGUACACAUGUCUUGUAGACCUGACAAUCCGUGUCUGCGUGUCAUGUAUUCGUGUCAGACACGAAUUUACACGAUACGAAUUUGUUAAACACGAACACGACACAAAUUAUAAAACGCGUCUGGGAUUUCUCAAGUACCGAUAUGCGACGUCGAUUCCUCUUUACUUCGUCUUCCUCCCUUGUUGGCCAGAUAUGCUUGUUCAUCGUCUAUUCACUCCUGACGAGCUUUGUCUUCUCAUGCCUGCUCGACCUUCCACCACAAUGUUUUUUGUGGUGUCGUUCCAGAUCAGCUCGAGCUUCCACGGUCUCCCCUUCCGAAGCUCCGUUCGUGAUCUCACAACUUCAAUAACAAUGGCGACAAGGUACUGGAUAGUUUCUCUUCCCGUUCACAGCUCCGCCACUUCUCUAUGGAGUCGCUUACAAGAAUCCAUCUCCAAAAAUUCCUUCGACACUCUUCUCUACAGGUUCAAUAUCCCAAAUCUUCGCGUUGGUACACUCGAUUCGCUGUUAGCCCUCAGCGAUGAUCUACUCAAGUCGAAUACGUUUAUCGAAGGAUGUUCUCAUAAGAUACGGCGUCAGAUUGAAGAUUUGGAGAAGGCUUCGGGAAUUCUCGCUAGCUCCUUGACUGUCGAUGGGGUUCCGGUGGAUUCAUAUCUCACCAAAUUUGUGUGGGAUGAGGCUAAGUAUCCAACAAUGUCUCCUCUUAAGGAGAUUGUGGAUGGUAUUCAUGUGCAAGUAGCCAAGAUAGACGAUGACCUUAAGGUUCGUAUUGCUGAGUAUAACAAUGUUCGCAGUCAACUGAAUGCAAUCAACAGAAAGCAGACUGGAAGCUUAGCUGUUCGUGAUCUGUCCAAUUUGGUAAAACCAGAGGACAUAGUUACUUCAGAACAUUUGGUUACUCUCAUUGCUGUUGUCUCCAAGUUUUCCCAGAAGGAUUGGUUGUCAUGCUAUGAAACAUUAACAACUUAUGUGGUCCCUAGAUCCUCCAAGAAUCUACAUGAGGAUAAUGAGUAUGCUCUCUAUACUGUGACAUUAUUCAAUCGCGAUGCUGACAAUUUCAAAAUUAAGGCACGCGAAAGAGGAUUUCAAAUUCGUGAUUUUGAAUAUAAUUCGGAAACUCAAGAGAGUCGGAAACAGGAGCUUGAAAAACUGAUGCAAGAUCAGGAAUCCCUGAGAAGCUCUCUUUUGCAAUGGUGUUAUACCAGUUAUGGAGAGGUAUUCACUUCCUGGAUGCACUUCUGUGCUGUCCGCUUAUUUUCCGAGACCAUUUUGAGAUACGGCUUGCCCCCUUCCUUUUUGUCUGUUGUAUUGUCACCAUCUGUGAAAAACGAGAAGAAAGUACGUACACUCCUGGAAACCCUAUGCGACAGUUCCAACAGCACGUUUUGGAAAACGGACGAAGAAGCAAGCAUGGGUGGGUUGGGCGGUGAAGCUGACACUCAUCCCUAUGUCUCCUUCACUAUUAAUCUCAUAUGAAACUCGUGUUGAGGUGAGAGAGACAGAGAGAGAGGGGGUGUUGACUCUUGUUUUUUCUUGAUUGGGUUGAUUAACCCGAUUUUAGUUCGAGACACGGGUGUAUUGAUUGUUUGACGUUUAUUGUUUGAUUUUAAAAUUUGUUUUGUUUAUUUAUUGUACUACAAUAUCACUAUUGAUUAAAAGAAAGUAAAUAAUCAUGAGCGAAGUCUUUGGCAAACAAAUUGUACAAAAAGUAAAUAAAUUGUGUUUUAAAAGGAUCGUUUACUCGUGUAAAAUAAAGUGAGAAACUUAAUAUACUAGAAGGUACGGAUUGAGGUC